AUGUCAUCAGAAGAUGAUGCUGGUGGGGAGACUCCUGGGGGCAGUUUCUGGGAGGCUGGAAACUACAAGCGGACAGUGAAGCGUGUGGAUGAUGGGUACCGACUCUGCAAUGACUUAAUCUCCUGCUUCCAGGAGCGAGCCAAGAUAGAGAAGAAUUAUGCCCAGCAGCUAACAGAGUGGUCCCGUAAGUGGAGGACCAAUGUGGAGAAAGGUCCACAAUAUGGUACUCUGGAGAAGGCCUGGCAUGCCUUCCUGACAGCUGCAGACAAACUGAGUGAAAUUCACUUGGCUGUCCGAAACCACCUGGCUGGUGAAGACUCGGACAAGAUCAAGGCCUGGCAAAAGGAGGCCUACCACAAGCAGAUGAUUGGGGGCUUCAAGGAGACCAAGGAGGCAGAGGAUGGAUUUCGCAAGGCCCAGAAACCCUGGGUGAAGAAGAUGAAAGAUGUGGAAACUUCUAAGAAAAACUACCAUGCAGCCCGGAAGGAGGAGAAGACAGCCCACACAAGGGAGAACCAUGCCAAGGCAGACUCGUCUGUCUCACAGGAGCAGCUGCGCAAGCUGCAGGAGCGUGUAGAGAAGUGCACUCAGGAGGCUGAGAAGUGCAAGGAUCAGUAUGAGAAGAUGCUGGAAGAUCUGAAUCGCUACAAUCCCCGCUACAUGGAGGACAUGGAGCAAGUGUUUGAGGGCUGUCAGGAAGCGGAGCGCAAGCGUUUGUGCUUCUUUAAGGAGAUGUUCCUGAAUCUGCACCAGCAUCUCAACCUCUCCACCAAUGAAAGCUUUCAUGCAUUGUAUCGAGAUCUCUACCAAGUCAUCAUGGCUGCGGACAACCAGGAGGACCUGAAGUGGUGGCGCAACACUCAUGGACCAGGCAUGGCGAUGAACUGGCCUCAGUUUGAGGAAUGGUCCCUCGAAACACAGAGGCCAAUCACCAAGAAGGAGAAAAGUGGCAAGAUGGCUGAUGAUGUCACACUGACCAGCAUUUUGCCUACACGGGAUGGGGUUGUCUCACAGACCCCUUUGCACACAAAGCAAAGCGGAGGGAAGGAAGACAUUUCAGAGUGGUCAGAUGAGGACACUCCCAAGAAGUGCCUGGAUGCCAACGGGCACGAGGAGGACAUAAAGGUGCCAGGUGUACGGGUACGAGCGCUGUAUGAUUACACAGGACAGGAGGCUGAUGAGCUGAGCUUUAAAGCAGGUGAAGAACUAAUGAAGAUCAGUGAGGAAGAUGAGCAGGGCUGGUGCAAGGGCCGCCUUCUCAACGGCCAAGUUGGACUCUAUCCUGCAAAUUACGUUGAGAAGGUUGGAUCAUGAUUGGUACUGCCCCGCUCACAGCCAAACCAGCAUCUCCUGCAGAGGUUAUGUCACUGGCCCCAAUCUGCCUCUGCAGUAUAUCCAGUAACUUUUGGACUUCAAGGGCACGUAUUCCAUGUAACUAGUGCUUCAUUUUAAAUGCCUAGACCUGUAGGGGUUUUCUAAUAAAUAAACAAGGGAUGAAUAAAGACCUCUCUGACUGGGCACUG
Molecule: messenger RNA, 1523 nt
Organism: Indicator indicator
Lineage: Eukaryota; Metazoa; Chordata; Aves; Piciformes; Indicatoridae
Gene: PACSIN3
Product: protein kinase C and casein kinase substrate in neurons 3
Exons: 9
Coding region: 1-1314 (437 amino acids)
Biological process (GO): regulation of endocytosis; plasma membrane tubulation; cytoskeleton organization
Cellular component (GO): cytoplasm; plasma membrane; endosome
Molecular function (GO): protein binding; phospholipid binding
Source: RefSeq, a predicted model, not a curated record